UAGAAGCUCCACUGAGUGAGCCCACCCCAUUCCCUUCUCCCUUCCUUACCUUUGAGCUCAGACACCGUCAUUUUCUCCUGAACACCUUUCUGCUACUGACAGUUACUGUGUCAGUAAGGGUCUUGAAUUUCAAGUUUCACAGAUGCCACCUAAAGGAAAAAGCGGUUCUGGAAAAGGGGGCAAAGGGGCAGUGUCUGGGAGUGACAGUUCUGACGAGAAGUCUCAGGGUCCCAAAGAUGGUGGCAAUGCAGCAAAGGUCAGGCACAUUCUGUGCAAGAAACACGGAAAAAUCGUGGAAGCCUUGGAAAAGUUAAAGUCUGGAAUGAAAUUCAGUGAAGUGGCCACACAAUGUAGUGAGGAUAAAGCCAGGCAAGGGGACGACCUGGGUGGGAUGACCAGAGUGUCCAUGGUGGGACCAUUUCACAAAGCAGCAUUUGCUUUGCCUGUAAGUGGCCUAGACAAGCCUGUUUUAAUGGACCCUCCAGUUAAGACAAAAUUUGGAUAUCAUAUCAUUAUGGUUGAAGGGAGAAAAUAAAAUUAUAUGGAAUACAAAAAAAGGGAGGGGUCUUUAUACUCUUU
This is a messenger RNA of Artibeus jamaicensis (Jamaican fruit-eating bat), 579 nucleotides long. RefSeq names its product peptidyl-prolyl cis-trans isomerase NIMA-interacting 4-like. The transcript has a single exon. The record is from RefSeq and is a predicted model, not a curated record. Gene Ontology annotation, molecular function: DNA binding; peptidyl-prolyl cis-trans isomerase activity. NCBI's taxonomy places the organism in Eukaryota, Metazoa, Chordata, Mammalia, Chiroptera, Phyllostomidae. Bases 143 to 535 code for a protein of 130 amino acids. Gene Ontology annotation, biological process: rRNA processing.